UGAAGCAGCCCGGCGACUUCAGAGGCGCCGGCGUCCCCGCCGCACCUGAGCGCGGGCCGAGCCGGCCGCGAUGCUGUAGGGCCGCCUGGCCGCCCGCCGGACCGUUAUCCGCGGCGCCGCCGCCCGCCGGCACCAUGCCGCGCUCCUUCCUCGUCAAGAAGCAUUUCAACGCCUCCAAAAAGCCCAACUACAGCGAACUGGACACACACACAGUGAUCAUUUCCCCAUAUCUCUAUGAGAGUUACCCCAUACCUGUCAUACCACAACCAGAGAUCCUCAGCUCAGGAGCAUACAGCCCCCUCACCAUGUGGACUACAGCAGCUCCAUUCCACUCCCCACUACCCAGUGGCCUCUCUUCUCUGUCUGGAUAUGCCUCAUCCUUGGGGCGAGUGAGUCCCCCUUCUCCAUCUGACACCUCAUCCAAGGACCACAGUGGCUCAGAAAGCCCCAUUAGUGAUGAAGAGGAAAGACUCCAGUCCAAGCUUUCAGACCCCCAUGCCAUUGAAGCCGAAAAGUUCCAGUGCAAUCUAUGCAAUAAGACCUAUUCAACUUUUUCUGGGCUGGCCAAACAUAAGCAGUUGCACUGUGAUGCCCAGUCUAGGAAAUCUUUCAGCUGUAAAUACUGUGACAAGGAAUAUGUGAGCCUGGGCGCCCUUAAGAUGCACAUUCGGACCCACACCUUACCUUGUGUCUGCAAAAUCUGUGGCAAGGCGUUUUCCAGACCCUGGUUACUUCAAGGACACAUUAGAACUCACACUGGGGAGAAGCCUUUUUCUUGCCCUCACUGCAACAGAGCAUUUGCAGACAGAUCAAAUCUGAGGGCUCAUCUGCAGACCCACUCUGAUGUAAAGAAAUACCAGUGCAAAAACUGCUCCAAAACCUUCUCCAGAAUGUCUCUUCUGCACAAACAUGAGGAAUCUGGCUGCUGUGUAGCACACUGAGUGACGCAAUCAAUGUUUACUCGAACAGAAUGCAUUUCUUCACUCUGACUCCAAAUGAUAAAUAAAGUCCAAAGGCAUUUUCUCUUGUGCAUACCGACCAAAUAAUAUGUAUAGACACACACACACACACACACCGAAAGCUACAACAGCAUGGAAUCCAUGUGUUUAAAGUUAAUCCUUUCCAUGUGAAGUUUAAAAUUGCUAUAUAUUUACGAAUAGCUAAAUAGAGAGGAUAAAAGACAAGGAUCUUUCUCUUCAAAAGUGAAGCAAAAAUCACAUUCUAUCUUUUUUUCUACUAAGAAAAAAUGCAAAGAUUUACAUUGCUGCCAAAUCAUUUCAACUAAAAGGAACAGUAUUGUUUUUUAAUAGAAUUUGUAAUAGAAUUUCUUAUAGUAAGAGAAUCUGCCAGACACUAUCUCAGGUGCCUUAUGAACUACCCAAGUUUACUUCAUUAUAUGUCUAAUGUCUGGUUGCAAUUGUUGAACUAAAGCUUUUUUUGAUUACCUGUAAUGCUUUAAACUGUAUUUUAAGGAGAGAGAGGAAAAAAGUACAAGAACAAAACACAGAAGACUGUAUUAAAAGUGGUUUUUGUUUUUGUUUUGCCAAUAACCAGCAUGUGCCUUGGUGGAGGAGGGAAAGCUGGGUUUAAACAUUCCUGGUGCACGCUCCAUGUCUUAUUUUUUUAAAUAAUUUUUAAUGGUUUUCUAAAAUUAAUUAAAGAUGGGAAUAAGUGCAAAAAAGGAUUCUUAGAAACUCAGUAAUGUACUGAAACUAUCUUAAAUGCAUACAACAAAUGCAAUCUAUACAGCAUCCUUUCCAAGUGCCUUAAUCAUAUAAUUGCUGAGUCAAUGUAAAUUUGUGUUUAUUUUUAUAUGAUUGAAUGAAUUUUGUAUGAAAAUGAGAUGUGUUUUUUUUUAUAGUUAAUGCAUAUAAAGAACCUGAACAAUUGUGAAAUUCUGUUUCUUUUUUAAAAAACAAUUUUCAAGGUCCUUUUUUACAAUAAACAUUUUUGAUU
This is a messenger RNA of Molossus molossus (Pallas's mastiff bat), 1956 nucleotides long. It is a transcript of the gene SNAI2, whose product is annotated as snail family transcriptional repressor 2. Lineage: Eukaryota; Metazoa; Chordata; Mammalia; Chiroptera; Molossidae. The coding region runs from base 135 to 941 and encodes 268 amino acids. The record is from RefSeq and is a predicted model, not a curated record. Gene Ontology annotation, molecular function: RNA polymerase II cis-regulatory region sequence-specific DNA binding; DNA-binding transcription factor activity, RNA polymerase II-specific. Gene Ontology annotation, biological process: regulation of DNA-templated transcription. The transcript is spliced from 3 exons.